Tinamus guttatus (white-throated tinamou) is the source of this 732-nucleotide messenger RNA. The record is from RefSeq and is a predicted model, not a curated record. NCBI's taxonomy places the organism in Eukaryota, Metazoa, Chordata, Aves, Tinamiformes, Tinamidae.
AUGGUGCUCUUCCCAGACUCACCGGCACCUGCGGAGAACCGAGACACACGAGCAGUGAGUGGCAGUCAUCUCUUCCUCUUCCUCCUGACAGCCGUGGCCCUGCUCUCCAGCUACUCCAUCCACCUGCUGCUGAAAUCCUCGGGCAUCGUGGGGAUCCGUGCGUAUGAACAGCUGGGCUACCGAGCCUUCGGCACGCCGGGGAAGCUGGCUGCAGCCAUUGCCAUAAUGCUGCAGAACAUUGGAGCCAUGUCCAGCUACCUGUACAUCGUCAAAUCCGAAGUGCCUCUCGUCAUCCAGACUUUCCUCAACCUGGAGGAGAAGACCUCGGACUGGUACACGAACGGGAACUACCUGGUGAUCCUGGUUUCCAUCACCAUCAUCCUGCCCCUGGCCCUCAUGAAGCAGCUCGGCUACCUGGGCUAUGCCAGUGGCUUCUCCCUCAGCUGCAUGGUCUUCUUCCUCAUCUCGGUCAUCUACAAGAAGUUUCAGAUCCCCUGUCCUCUCCUCGCGCAAGACAUGAACAGCACGGGCAGCCUCAAUGACACGCUGGGCAGCCCCAGCAACCACCAGAACGACUACCCCGUUCUUCAGGCCCCUGAGAAGGGAACCUGCACCCCCAGCUACUUCACCCUCAACUCCCAGACGGCGUACACCAUCCCCAUCAUGGCCUUCGCCUUCGUGUGCCACCCUGAGGUGCUGCCCAUCUACACGGAGCUGAAGAAGUGAGUGCCG